AGGAGGAAGCUAUAUAAAGACUCCUAAAAAGCUCACAAACACAAAGGGAACAAUAAAUCCUGAUAACAGUGAGACCAAGGAUAAUAACUGUCUACAAUGGGCUAUAUGUGCAUUUAAUGCAGAUAGACUCUCAGAAGGUAAGUUAGCAUAUUUAGAAAGAUUAUCAGUUCUAAGACAAUAUAAAGAUCUUGUUAACUUUGGUGAUAUUCUGGAUGGAAAGCCAGUCCCAGUUAGCAAACACAUAUUUGAAAAACUUGAAGCAUUAAACCCUGACUAUUAUUUCAAUGUAAAUGACUGGGAUGAUAAAGCAGAUGGAAAAGAAAAAAUGCAUUAUUUAUGGAUUAAAAAUCCAAUACUUAGAAAGCAUCAAAAGUAUUGCCAUGGUCCUACAGAUGUGCCUCAAUUUACAGAGCUUCCAGAAAAAG
Entrophospora candida is the source of this 425-nucleotide messenger RNA. Lineage: Eukaryota; Fungi; Glomeromycota; Glomeromycetes; Entrophosporales; Entrophosporaceae. The record is from the annotation of a GenBank genome assembly.